GCAGGCUUUAAACAGUGACUUAAAAUCAUCAAGGAUUUUGUAGUUUUUGUGGGAACGAUGCUGCUCGCAAAUUUGCGUUGUCUCGGUUUGUUUUAAAAAGCCUCCCUCCCUUUCAUAUCCAAUGUCUCGACGAAGUCUUAAGGAGACGAAUGAAGAUACCGUUCGGUUGCUCUCUGCUACCUUGGACUCUCCGGAUCCCGACUCAAAUGAGGAAGGUGACGUUAUAUUUGAAAGGAUUUCCUAUGGAGUAAAUGGUGGUGAGAACCAAAGAAAACUUUCUCAUGAGGAAGCCAUAGAAGAAGCAGGUUUUGGUUUGUUUCAUGGUCUGCUGCUGGUGGUGUGUGGAUGGGCCAAUGCCAGUGAUGCAGUGGAGAUACUCUGUGUGUCCUUUCUUCUGCCCACUGCUCGCUGUGAUCUGCAGCUCAGCUCCUCAGACAUGGGUUUUCUGUCUGCUAGCAUCUUCCUGGGUAUGAUGGUGGGUGGUUACGUUUGGGGUUGCCUUGCUGAUCGGAGAGGGCGGCAAAGAGUUCUGGUUGUUUCUCUAACUGUGAAUGGCGUAUUUGGUGCAUUAGCAAGCUUGGCCCCCAGCUUCUGGCUGUUUUUGCUUUUGCGUUUUCUCAGUGGUGUAGGUGUGGGCGGCUCUAUUCCUGUCAUCUUCUCAUAUUUUUCUGAAUUUCAACCACGUCUGCGGAGGGGUGCAAUGAUAAGUGCGCUGGCCACGUUCUGGAUGGCAGGAAACAUUCUGGCAGCAGGUUUGGCCUGGGCAGUUAUACCCCAAACCUCUCUGAAGUUUGAGCUGGGCUGGCUGGACUUCCAAAGCUGGAGGCUGUUUGUGGUGCUCUGUUCAGUGCCAAGUCUGUCGUCAGCCCUUCUCUUUGCAUUGGCCAUGCCUGAAAGUCCCAAGUUUCUCAUGGAGACAGGACAGAAGACAGAGGCCCUGCGGGUUUACCAGAAAAUGUUUGAGCUCAACCACAGGGGCAGCAUUAAGACUUUCCCGGUAUGUGAUCUCCUCAUCUGCCCUCAACGCGAUAGAGAGGGUUCAGUCAGUAGCGGGACAAGAUGUCAAAGUUUACUAAGUAUCAUCAGAGAGGGGCUGGACCCUGUGAGACAGAUUUUUGUUGGACCGCUGGCCUCAAGAAGCGUAGUCUUACUCAUAAUAUUCUUCUCCAUAUCAUUUGGUUUUUAUGGCUUGUGGAUGUGGAUCCCUGAGCUCUUUAAAAAAUUGGAGGAUGGUGGCUCACCAUGUGCUAGUAACACGUCUCUCACCCAUAAGCAAGAUGCCGACAUGUGCUAUCCUGUCAAAACAGCAGUGUAUGCAGAGGGCUUCAUCACUGCUGCCUCAAACUUACCUGGGAAUAUUUUCACCAUAUUACUGAUGGAUUUUGUUGGAGGGAAGAUUCUACUCUCUUGCAGCCUGUUGCUGUCCAGCAUCAGUGUAUUCUUCAUCUGGUUGUUGAAGACAAAAACCCAAAGUCUGAUCAUGUCCUGCAUAUUCAGUGGAGUCUCAGUAAUAUCCUGGAAUGCCCUUGAUGUAAUCAGCACAGAACUCUACCCAACCCAGCUACGAUCAUCUGCAUUAGGCUUUUUCACUGGUGUGGGCAGAGUGGCAGCCAUCAUGGGAAAUGUAACCUUUGGUCAACUGGUGGAUUCAAAUUGUGCAGUGCCAGUGCUGCUGGUGUCAGCGCUGCUGUUGUCUGGUGGACUUGCAGCUCUCAAACUACCAUCUACCAAACAGUCAGAGCUCACAUAAGGUAGCUCAGGAGAUGUUUUAAAUGUGCUUGUUAAGUGCCCAAGUCCUGCUGGUUUAUGACUUUCCUUACAAAUAUGAUUAUGGCCUGAAAUGUAACAAGCAUGGGCACCCCUUCACCAGUCGGUGACAUGAGAUCAAUGGAGGGCAUUCCUGCUAUGUAUCUUCUUGAAGAGUAACCUCAGAAGGAGUGACAACAGGAUUUCUUUUUUUUUUUUACAGUUUGUAAAGCUGCUUAAUAUUGAUCAAUCUUUUCUUAAGUUCUUAAGGGCAAGAAUCCCUUUUUCCUUUUUAUAAAAUGAAAGACAGAUCUACAGGUGCAAUAUUGCAUUAUUAUUUAAAGCUAAGGAUACUAAUGUGUGGUGCUCCGAACCCAGAGGAAUGCACCACCGUACAAUUACAGAGCUACUUCAAGGUAAAACUUCCUCUCAAAGUUCUUUUAAAUUCCUUUGUAAACAUAACCAGGCAGACAACAUAAGUUUCCUGACCAUUCAAUCAUUCUUGUGACCAAAGAAACUUCUAGAGAAAUGUCUGUACAGUAGGGCUGCAUCUUGUAUUUUGACAUGCCGAUGUGCCUAAAAGUCUCUUUACUUGUUUUGAGGGGGGCCAUAAACACAGUUUCAUUGGACAGACACAUUUCAUUGAACAGAGUGCCCAUCCUGAUAUUUUCAUCUUAACCCUAAUUUUUAUUCCUUUUUGUAUUCUAUAAAUGUUGUAAAAGAUGGACCAAUGUCAUUA
Molecule: messenger RNA, 2485 nt
Organism: Chanos chanos (milkfish)
Lineage: Eukaryota; Metazoa; Chordata; Actinopteri; Gonorynchiformes; Chanidae
Gene: sv2
Product: synaptic vesicle glycoprotein 2
Exons: 13
Coding region: 122-1750 (542 amino acids)
Biological process (GO): transmembrane transport
Cellular component (GO): membrane
Molecular function (GO): transmembrane transporter activity
Source: RefSeq, a predicted model, not a curated record